CAUAAUAACAACUCCUAAUAGCUGGGUUGCUUUACACUAAUCACACAAAUCUACAAGUUUGAUCAUCUAAGACAGUAAUGUCUCUGUUACAGGAUUUCUGGCAGCUCCUUCGACCAUUAUCCUCUGGAUUGACAGAGUCGUUCACAACCAGUUGUGACUCGGGAGAGUCAGACCCGUGUCGGGAUGACGCGGCUGCUCUCACACUCAAGUUUGCAGCUAUGGCUUCGAUCCUUGUCGCCGGAGCCGCCGGGGUCUCAAUUCCCCUUGUAGGAGGAACCCUCCUCCCGUCGAACGGUGGCUUGAUGAGGGGAGCGAAAGCGUUCGCAGCAGGAGUGAUCCUCGCAACAGGGUUCGUUCACAUGCUCUCCGGCGGCUCUGAGGCUUUGUCCGACCCGUGUCUUCCGGAGUUCCCCUGGAAAAUGUUUCCUUUCCCAGAGUUCUUCGCCAUGGUCGCGGCGCUUCUCACUCUGCUCGCGGAUUUCAUGAUCACGGGAUAUUACGAGAGUAAGCAGGAGAAGAUGAUGAGCCGGUCCGUCGAGUCGCUUGGUCAACACGGUUCCAUUCUUUCGGAUCCUAGUCUUGAAUCGGGUUUACUGAGGGACGAAGAUGGAGGAGCGUUGCAUAUCGUUGGGAUGCGUGCUCACGCGGACCACCACCGUCACAGCCUCUCCAUGGGUGCCGAAGGUUUUGAGGCUCUCGCUAAGAGAAGCGCUGUUUCCGGUCAUGGACACGGCCACGGGGACGUUGGCUUGGACAGUGGUGUAAGGCACGUUGUUGUUUCUCAGAUACUAGAAAUGGGAAUAGUAUCACAUUCAAUAAUAAUAGGAAUAUCACUUGGAGUGUCACAUAGCCCAUGCACCAUACGUCCGCUACUUCUCGCUCUUUCCUUCCACCAAUUCUUCGAAGGUUUCGCUCUCGGUGGUUGCGUUGCAGAGGCAAGACUAACCCCUCGUGGAUCUGCCAUGAUGGCUUUCUUCUUCGCCAUCACUACUCCCAUCGGCGUGGCCGUGGGAACGGCCAUUGCCUCAUCCUACAAUUCCUACAGUGUUGCGGCAUUGGUGGCUGAAGGAGUGCUCGACUCUCUCUCUGCGGGGAUACUUGUGUACAUGGCGCUUGUGGAUUUGAUCGCUGCUGACUUCUUGAGCAAGAAGAUGAGUAUUGAUUUCAAACUUCAAGUUGUUUCUUAUUGCUUUUUGUUUCUUGGAGCUGGGAUGAUGUCUGCUCUUGCUAUUUGGGCUUGAUCAUCAGCUUUUAACUUUUUUUUUUUUUUUGGUUAUAUCAAGUUAUUUGAUUUUCUUUUCUGGUUUUGUGUGUAUGGAAUUUAAUCCAUUUGACUUGUGACUCAUUAUGAGGUGCUGUUUUUUUUUUUUUUGUGAUUUGUUUAUUGAAGUACGUAGUAAUCAGAAGACUCAACAUGUUUAUUACUCUAUUUUUUAUGUGUUAAUAAAAAAAA
This is a messenger RNA of Capsella rubella, 1453 nucleotides long. RefSeq names its product zinc transporter 9. Gene Ontology annotation, cellular component: plasma membrane. NCBI's taxonomy places the organism in Eukaryota, Viridiplantae, Streptophyta, Magnoliopsida, Brassicales, Brassicaceae. The record is from RefSeq and is a predicted model, not a curated record. Gene Ontology annotation, biological process: zinc ion transmembrane transport. Bases 78 to 1241 code for a protein of 387 amino acids. The transcript has 4 exons. Gene Ontology annotation, molecular function: zinc ion transmembrane transporter activity.